Molecule: messenger RNA, 509 nt
Organism: Penaeus chinensis
Lineage: Eukaryota; Metazoa; Arthropoda; Malacostraca; Decapoda; Penaeidae
Product: gamma-interferon-inducible lysosomal thiol reductase-like
Exons: 5
Coding region: 30-509 (159 amino acids)
Molecular function (GO): oxidoreductase activity, acting on a sulfur group of donors, disulfide as acceptor
Source: RefSeq, a predicted model, not a curated record
UGCCCGCGCGGGAUUCUCUCACAGACAUCAUGGCGGUUAACAUCACUGCUUACGGCUUCGCUUCGGACCAGCCUUCUGGCGACGGCUACGUCUUUGAGUGCCAACACGGGCCGGGCGAGUGCAAGGGAAACAUGAUCGUCGUGUGUGCCAAGAAGUACUUGGACCAUGAGACCUACGUCGACUUCACUCUCUGCCUCAUGAGUGGCUUCUACCCACCUAUCGAGGGCGAGAAGUGUGCCGAGAGGGUGGAAGUGGAGUGGCAACCCAUCGACAACUGUUCCCAGUCGGUGGAGGGCGAGCAGUUGCUUCACGAGGCAGGUCUUGAGCAAGGACUUCUCGACCCGAGGCCUGAUUGGAUGCCUUGGAUUAUCUUCAAUGAUAUAUAUUCUGCAUCAGCCGUGAACUACCAGUUGCCCAGGAUAAUAUACUUAUUCAUAUUCGUGUCGCUAACGCUGCAGGUGUUUGAGGAACUACUUGGCGCAUGGUGUACAAAACUCAGCAAUUUAUAG